ACCACUGGCUGGGUAGGAGCGGAGACGCAGGCUGGUCGAGCGCCAGCGGUCUCCUCCUAGAAGAGGCACUGAAUGGCUUCUCCAGCCUGAGAACUCCGGCCCUGCUGCGGAGUCGAGUGGUGGCGGUGGAGGCUUCUGACUUUGACUCCUCUGUACCUUAAAGAAUGCUGGAGUCUUAUGUGACUCCAAUUUUAAUGAGCUAUGUGAAUCGCUACAUCAAAAACUUAAAGCCGUCAGAUCUACAGCUUUCACUAUGGGGCGGAGACGUGGUUCUCAGCAAGCUGGAGUUAAAAUUGGAUGUGCUGGAGCAGGAAUUGAAAUUACCAUUCACUUUUUUAAGUGGACAUAUUCACGAACUGAGGAUCCAUGUACCGUGGACAAAACUGGGUUCAGAACCAGUGGUAAUUACCAUCAAUACAAUGGAAUGUAUUUUGAAACUUAAAGAUGGGAUACAGGAUGACCAUGAAAGCUGUGGUUCUAAUUCUACCAACCGUAGUACUACUGAGAACACAAAGUCAUCAGUAAAACCCAGAAGAAUUCAGCAGGCUGCUCCCACAGAUCCUGAUUUGCCACCAGGUUAUGUGCAGAGUCUGAUUAGACGAGUUGUAAAUAACGUAAAUAUUGUUAUAAAUAAUCUCAUACUAAAAUAUGUUGAAGAUGAUAUUGUUCUUUCAGUCAACAUCACUUCUGCAGAAUGCUAUACAGUAGGUGAAUUGUGGGAUCGUGCAUUCAUGGAUAUUUCUGCAACUGAUCUGGUGCUGAGAAAGGUUAUCAAUUUUUCCGACUGUACAGUUUGUCUUGAUAAACGAAAUGCUAGUGGUAAAAUAGAAUUUUACCAGGAUCCUUUAUUGUACAAAUGUUCCUUCAGAACACGUCUGCAUUUUACAUAUGAUAACCUAAAUUCCAAGAUGCCAUCUGUUAUUAAAAUUCAUACCUUAGUAGAGAGUUUGAAACUUUCUAUCACUGAUCAGCAAUUGCCUAUGUUUAUCCGUAUAAUGCAACUUGGGAUUGCUCUUUACUAUGGAGAAAUAGGAAAUUUUAAAGAUGGAGAAACAGAAGAAUCUGCCUGUCACAAUAAAGAUAUGUUAGGAAACAUUACAGGUGCUGAAGAUGAAACACGAGUAGAUAUGCAGUAUCCUGCUCAGUACAAAGGCCAAGAGCUGUAUUCACAGCAAGAGGAUGAGCAGCCACAGGGAUGGGUAUCAUGGGCCUGGUCAUUUGUGCCUGCAAUUGUGAGUUAUGAUGAUGGUGAGGAAGACUACCUUGGGAAUGAUCCUACAUCAACCACACAUCAACAAAAAGCACAGACUUUGAAGGAUCCUAUUGUUUCUAUAGGAUUUUACUGUACAAAGGCAACUGUGACUUUCAAACUCACUGAAAUGCAAGCUGAGAGUAGUUACUACAGCCCUCAAAAAGUAAAAUCUAAAGAAGUAUUGUGUUGGGAACAAGAAGGAACUACAGUUGAGGCCCUUAUGAUGGGAGAGCCUUUCUUUGAUUGCCAGAUUGGUUUUGUAGGUUGCAGAGCCAUGUGCCUUAAAGGAAUUAUGGGUGUUAAAGAUUUUGAAGAGAGUAUGAAUAGAAGUGAAACCGAAGCCUGUUUCUUCAUUUGUGGUGAAAAUUUGAAUAUGAAAGGUUUGACAUACCUCACAAAUUCAUUGUUCGAUUACCGAAGCCCAGAAAAUAAUGGUACUCGUGCAGAAUUUAUCUUGGAUGCAGCUAAUCAUAAGGAGACAUACACUGAGAUAGCUGGAAUGCAAAGGUUUGGGGCUUUUUACAUGGAUUACCUGUAUACAAUGGAGAACACCAGUGGCAAAGAUAUUAAGGGUGAAAGUGAAACAAUGCUGAAUCCUGAAGAAGUGGCAUCUUUGGAGGAAUAUAUUCCUACUCGACAUACAAGUAUUACUCUCCUCAAAUGUACUUUCACAAUUUUCAUGGCUGAAUUCAACUUGCUGGAUCAUUUGCUACCUGUCAUUAUGGGAGAAAAGAACUCAAGUAAUUUCAUGAAUACUACAAACUUCCAGUCUCUUCGGCCUUUGCCAUCCAUUCAGAUACUGGUGGAUAAAAUUAAUCUGGAACAUUCUGUGCCGAUGUAUGCUGAACAUUUGGUGCAUGUGGUCAGCAGCCUUACUCAGCCUUCUGAUAAUCUGCUUCAUUAUUGCUACGCACAUUGCUACCUUAAGAUAUUUGGUUUCCAGGCAGGACUGACCUCUUUGGAUUGUAGGGGAUCUUACUGCAUACCUGUACCGAUUAUUCCCUCUUUCAGCACUGCUCUUUAUGGUAAACUUCUGAAACUGUCCACGUGCUGGACCAAAAGAUCUCAGAUUGCUAUAACUGAAGGUAUAUUUGAACUUCCAAAUCUCACAGUUCAAGCUACAAGAGCACAGACACUUCUGCUGCAAGCAAUUUAUCAAAGUUGGUCUCAUAUUGGAAAUGUCAGCUCUUCAGCAGUGAAUGAAGCUUUGAUGAAUGAAGUUUUCCAAACUAUAGGUGUGAAAUCUAAGAAUCCCCUGCCAACUCUUGAGGGCUCAAUCCAGAAUGUUGAAUUGAAGUACUGCAGCACAUCAUUGGUCAAAUGUGCCUCUGGGACCAUGGGAUCAAUAAAAGUUUGUGCCAAAGCCCCAGGUGAGAGUGGAAAAGAGAAGUUAAUUCCAUUGCUUCAGGGUCCUUCUGACACUAAAGACCUUCAUAGCAGCAGGUGGCUCAAUGAGAGUAGAAAGCCAGAAUCUCUCUUAGCUCCAGAUUUAAUAGCCUUCACAGCCCUAGUUCCACAGUAUAUGGACUACUGCCACAGUUCCGGUGCUGUACUUCUUUGUAAUGUACAAGGACUAGCAGUUAAUAUUGACCCUAUCUUAUACACCUGGCUUAUUUAUCAACCUCAGAAGCGAACCAGUAAACAUAUGCAGCAGCAGCCUGUGAUAGCUGUUCCUCUUGUUAUGCCAAUUAGCAGAAGGAAGGAGGAUGAGGUGUCUGUUGGAAGUGCACCCUUGGCAAAGCAACAAUCAUAUCAGGCCUCUGAAUAUGCCAGCAGCCCUAUAAAAACAAAAACAAUAACAGAAUCCAGACCAUUGUCAGUUCCUGUGAAAGCCAUGCUGAAUAUAGCUGAAGGCUGUAGAAGUCCUGAAGAAAGAAUGAAGGAGUUUAUUGGAGUAGUAUGGAAUGCAGUAAAGGGUCUCACACUGCAGCUUGAAGUACAAUCUUGUUGUGUGUUCAUCCCAAGUGAUAGCUUGCCUUCCCCAAGUACAAUUGUAUCUGGUGACAUUCCUGGAACAGUAAGAAGUUGGUACCAUGGACAAACCAGCAUGCCAGGAACACUUGUCCUCUGUUUGCCUCAAAUAAAGAUUGUUAGUGCUGGCCACAAGUAUAUGGAACCUCUGCAGGAGAUUCCUUUUGUCAUCCCACGACCCAUCCUUGAAGAAGGUGAUGCCUUUCCUUGGACCAUCAGCUUGCAUCAUUUCAGCAUAUACACCCUUUUUGGAAAACAAGUGACACUUUGCCUAGUGGAACCUAUGGGUUGUACCUCUACUCUAGCUGUUACAUCUCAAAAACUACUCGCUACAGGACCUGAUAUGAGGCAUUCAUUUGUUGUCUGUCUGCAUGUUGACCUAGAGUCACUUGAGAUAAAAUGCUCGAACCCCCAGGUGCAGCUCUUAUAUGAGCUAACAGAUAUCAUGAAUGAAGUCUGGAAUAAGAUUCAGAAGAGAGGCAAUCUCAGUUCUUUUUCAGCUUAUCCGGAGUCCAUAGUGGGGCCUGUCCCUAGUUCUCCAGUUAGAAGCAGUAUAGGCACAGCUCCUCCAGAUACCAGCACAUGUAGCCCAUCUGCUGACAUUGGAACUACUACUGAGGGAGAUUCUGUACAAGCAGUUGAUGAUUCACCAUUCUCCGAUUCUGUUACCUUGGAACAAACUACAAGUAAUAUUGGUGGAUCCAGUGGUCGUGUUAGUCUGUGGAUGCAGUGGGUGCUCCCCAAAAUUACUAUAAAGCUCUUUGCUCCAGAUCCUGAAAAUAAAGGCACAGAAUUUUGUAUGGUCAGUGAACUAGAAGAUCUCAGUGCUUCCAUAGAUGUCCAGGAUGUGUACACCAAAGUGAAAUGUAAAAUAGAAAGUUUCAAUAUUGAUCACUAUAGAAGCAGCCUUGGGGAAGAGUGUUGGUCUCUGGGGCAAUGUGGAGGUGUCUUCCUUUCCUGUACUGACAAGCUGAACAGACGCACCUUGUUGGUUCGACCCAUCAGCAAGCAGGACCCUUUCAGUAAUUGCUCUGGCUUCUUUCCUUCUACAACUGCAAAACUUCUAGAUGGCUCUCAUCAGCAGCAUGGAUUUCUCUCUUUGACAUAUACAAAAGCUGUAACAAAAAAUGUUCGCCACAAGUUAACAUCAAGAAAUGAGCGAAGAAGUUUUCAUAAGUUACCUGAAGGUUUAACAGAUGGUUCCCCUCAUUUUCUUCAUGAAAUACUUCUUUCAGCACAAGCCUUUGAUAUUGUCCUUUGUUUUCCUUUACUUAAUGCCAUUGCAAGUAUAUUUCAAGCAAAACUACCAAGGACCCAAAAAGAGAAAAGAAAAUCUCCUGGUCAGCCCAUGAGGACCCAUACGCUGACUUCACGCAAUUUACCUUUGAUUUAUAUCAACACAAGUGUAAUCAGAAUUUUUGUUCCAAAAACAGAAGAAAUGCAGCCAAGUAUUGAAGCUAAUCAGGCAGCAAAAGAAGACACCAUGGUUCUGAAGAUUGGCUCUGUUGCUAUGGCUCCCCAGGCUGACAAUCCCCUUGGCAGAUCUGUCCUCAGGAAAGAUAUUUACCAGAGAGCCUUGAAUUUAGGAAUUCUUCGAGACCCUGGAUCAGAAAUUGAAGACAGACAAUACCAAAUAGAUCUGCAGUCCAUCAAUAUUGGUACUGCGCAGUGGGAUCAACUAAAACCAGAGAAGGAAAGUGGCACAGGAGGGGUGCUAACAGAGAAUGAAAGAAAUUCUCAGAAUCCAGCCCUUGAGUGGAAUAUGGCCAGCAGCAUACGGAGGCAUCAAGAAAGAAGAGCAAUUUUGACUCCCAUUUUAACAGAUUUCUCUGUCCGAAUAACUGGAGCACCUGCCAUCAUUUUCACCAAAGUAAUUUCUCCAGAAAAUAUGCACACUGAGGAGAUUUUAGUGUGUGGCCACUCCUUGGAAGUGAAUAUAACCACAAACCUGGACUUCUUCCUAAGUGUGGCUCAAGUUCAACUCUUACAUCAGUUAAUAGUAGCAAAUAUGACUGGAGUGGAACCAUCAAGCAAAGCCACAGAGAUCUCUAAGCAAGAACAGAAAAAAAUGGAUACAUAUGAUGGAACCAUGGCUGAUACCUCAUCUCGGUACAGUGGUGCUCAGGAUAGUGGAAUUGGCAGUGACAGUGUUAAAAUCAGAAUCGUACAAAUAGAGCAGCACAGUGGUACCAGUCAGCAUCGCAUUGCCCGUCCCUCACGCCAGUCAUCAAUUGUAAAAAAUCUAAAUUUUAUUCCUUUUGACAUAUUCAUUACUGCAAGUAGAAUCUCACUAAUGACCUAUUCCUGUAUGGCCUUGCCCAAAUCAAAAUCGCAAGAACCAAAGGAUAAUGAAAAAACAGGCAAGAGUUCAUUAAAUCUCCCAGAAGUUGAUUCAGACGUCACUAAGCCCAGCCAGGCAUGUAUUUCCAUGGUCACAGCAGAAGAUCUCUUAAGCAGCAACAUAUCUUUUCCUUCAGGGAAAAAAAUAGGGGUCAUCUCUCUGGAAAGUCUGCAUGCAUCCACAAGGUCAUCUGCUAGACAAGCGCUUGGCAUAACUAUCGUUCGGCAACCUGGACGAAGAGGAACUGGUGACCUGCAGCUAGAACCUUUUUUGUACUUUAUUGUGUCCCAGCCUUCUUUGCUUCUGAGUUGUCACCACAGAAAGCAGCGAGUGGAAAUAUCCAUUUUCGAUGCUGUGCUUAAAGGGGUGGCCUCUGAUUACAAAUGUACAGAUCCUGGGAAGACUUUGCCUGAAGCCCUUGAUUACUGCACAGUUUGGUUGCAGACAGUACCUGGAGAAAUAGACAGCAAAAGUGGUAUUCCACCUUCACUUGUAAUGCUACAAAUUAAAGAUUUUCUUAAUGGACCAGCAGACAUCAACUUGGAUAUAUCAAAGCCUUUGAAAGCAAACCUGAGUUUUACCAAGCUGGAUCAGAUAAACCAUUUUUUAAAGAAGAUAAAAAGUGCACACAGCAAAGAGACCUCAGCCCUGUCAGACACCAUGCUGAAUAAGGAUGAGCUUCCAGCCUCCAAAUGUUACUGUGGAAAGUUGUCUAAGCUUAAAGUUCAUGGUGAUGGAGCACAAAAGAUUCCAUUUCAAGAAAACGUGUGGAGAACGGUUUCCUGCUUUCAAAAAAUUUCUGUUCAUACUACUCAGAUUGUGGUCUCCAUGGAAACUGUCCCCCAUCCUAAUAAACCGUGCCUGUUAGCAUCUUUAUCAACCCUCAGUGGAAGCCUUAAUAUCAAAGCAGCGCAAAAAGUGCCUGGUGUAAUUCUUGGAUCAUCAUUUCUACUCAGUGUAAAUGAUGUUCUCCUUAAAACAAGUCUCAAAGAAAGAAGUCGGAUUCUGAUAGGACCAUGUUGUGCUACUGCCAAUCUGGAAGCUAAAUGGUGUAAACACAGUGGCAAUCCAGGCCCAGAACAGUCCAUACCAAAAAUAUCCAUUGAUUUAAGAGGAGGUCUGCUGCAGGUUUUCUGGGGUCAAGAACAUUUGAAUUGCCUAGUUCUUCUACAUGAAUUACUCAAUGGAUACCUUAAAGAGGAGGGAAAUUUUGAAGUGCAAGUUUCUGAAACAGUGCCGCAAAUUCCAUCUCCUGUGGAAAAAAAUCAGAUUUUUAAAAGUGAACAAAGUUCAGAUGACCUACGGACGGGUCUGUUUCAGUAUAUACAGGAUGCUGAAGCUUUGAAAAUGCCUGGUGUCUAUGAAGUCUUGUUUUACAAUGAAACCGAAGAUAGCCCAGGGAUGAUGUUAUGGAGAUAUCCAGAACCUAGAGUGCUCACCCUUGUACACAUAACUCCUGUGCCCUUCAACACCACAGAGGAUCCAGAUAUUAGCACAGCAGACCUUGGUGAUAUGCUACAGAUUCCUUGUAGUUUGGAAUACUGGGAUGAACUCCAGAAGGUUUUUGUUGCAUUUCGAGAAUUUAGUCUGUCUGAAAGCAAAGUUUGUGAACUGCAGUUGCCAGAUAUCAAUCUUGUGAAUGACCAGAAGAAACUGGUAUCCUCGGAUCUUUGGAGAAUUGUUUUGAACAGCAGCCAAAAUGGAGCUGAUGACCAAAGCUCUGCAAGUGAAUCUGGUUCUCAAAGCACUUGUGACCAACUUGUAACUCCAACAGCCCUGGCUGCCUGUACCAGAGUUGACUCCUGUUUUACGCCAUGGUUUGUCCCAUCUCUUGGCGUUUCCUUCCAGUUUGCUCACCUGGAGUUCCAUUUUUGUCAUCACCUUGAUCAACUAGGCACAGCUCCACCGCAAUACCUACAGCCAUUUAUUUCUGAUAAAAAUGUGCCAUCUGAACUAGAAUACAUGAUUAUUUCCUUCAAAGAACCACACAUGUAUCUUCGACAAUGGAACAAUAGUUCUGUCUGUCAGGAGAUGCAGUUCUCAGCUCAAGCAGACUGUAAACUUCUAGAGUGCAGAAAUGUUACAAUGCAAAGCAUGGUGAAACCCUUCAGCAUCUUUGGACAGAUUGCAGUUUCCAGCAAUGCAGUAGAAAAGCUGAUUGAUUGCUCUAUCAACGUUGACUCAAUAUUUGUAAACUUUGGGCAACAUGUAGUUCAUUCUCUAAACACUGCAAUACAAGCUUGGCAGCAGAAUAAAUGCCCUGAGGUAGAGGAGUUGGUCUUCAGCCAUUUUGUGAUCUGUAAUGACACACAGGAGACACUGCGGUUUGGCCAGGUGGAUACUGAUGAAAAUAUUCUGCUGGCCAGUCUCCAUAGUCACCAGUACAGCUGGCGCUCUCACAAAUCCCCACAGCUGUUACACAUCUGUAUUGAAGGCUGGGGCAAUUGGCGUUGGUCAGAGCCCUUCAGUGUGGACCAUGCUGGGACUUUUAUUAGAACUAUUCAGUACAAGGGUCGAACUGCUUCACUGAUCAUCAAGGUUCAGCAACUCAGUGGAGUACAAAAACAGAUUAUCAUCUGUGGAAGACAGAUUAUCUGUAGUUACUUGUCUCAAAGCAUAGAACUAAAAGUCGUUCAGCAUUACAUUGGUCAAGAUGGACAAGCUGUGGUCCGAGAACAUUUUGACUGCCUCACAGCCAAACGGAAAUUGCCUUCGUACAUACUAGAAGACAGCGAACUGACCGAGUUGUGUGUGAAGGCCAAAGGAGAUGAAGAUUGGUCGAGAGACGUGUGUCUGGAAUCCAAGACCCCUGAGUAUAGUGUUGUCAUUCAGGUGCCGUCUUCACACAGUUCUCUUAUUUAUGUCUGGUGCACAGUUUUGACUUUAGAACCCAGCUCUCAAGUGCAACAACGAAUGAUUGUGUUCAGCCCUCUUUUUAUCAUGAGGAGUCAUCUUCCAGACCCCAUUAUCAUACAUUUGGAGAAAAGAAGUCUGGGAUUGAGUGAAACACAAAUUAUUCCAGGAAAAGGACAAGAAAAACCGCUGCAAAACAUAGAACCUGACCUUGUACAUCACCUAACAUUUCAAGCAAGAGAAGAAGAUGAUCCUUCACAUUGUGCUGUUCCCAUCUCAACAUCCCUCAUUAAGCAAAUAGCCACUAAGAUACACCCCGGAGGCACAGUUACUCAGACCCUUGACGAAUUCUACGGGCCAGAAAAGUCCCUUCAACCCACAUGGCCCUAUAAUAAAAAGGACUCUGACAGGAAUGAGCAGCUGAGCCAGUGGGACAGCCCAAUGCGAGUGAAGCUGUCAGCCUGGAAGCCAUAUGUGAGGACCUUGUUGAUAGAGCUGCUACCCUGGGCCCUGCUCAUCAAUCAGUCCAAGUGGGACCUCUGGCUGUUUGAGGGAGAGAAGAUUGUUCUACAGGUUCCUGCUGGCAAAAUUAUUAUCCCUCCUAAUUUUCAGGAAGCUUUUCAAAUUGGAAUAUACUGGGCAAAUACAAACACUGUGCACAAGUCAGUAGCAAUUAAACUGGUCCAUAACCUGACAUCUCCAAAGUGGAAAGAUGGAGGUAAUGGUGAAGUUGUGUCAUUGGACGAAGAAGGGUUUGUUGCUGCCGAAAUAAGACUUGGUGCUUUCCCAGGACAUCAGAAGUUAUGCCAGUUCUGCAUUUCCUCCAUGGUACAGCAAGGCAUACAAAUUAUUCAGGUUGAAGACAAGACUACAAUAAUCAAUAAUACACCGUAUCAGAUAUUUUAUAAACCACAGUUAUCUAUCGCCAGACCCCACUCUGGAAAGGAGUAUUUUCAUGUUCCAGACAGUGCUACUUUCAGCAUUUGCCCAGGUGGCGAGCAGCCUGCUGUGAAAUCCAGCUCCCUUCCUUGCUGGGACUUAAUGCCUGAUAUCAGUCAGUCAGCGCUGGAUGCAUCCCUGCUUCAGAAACAGAUCUUGCUGGCCUUCUCUCCUGCCGCAGUUGCCGACAGCUCACAGUGCUGGAGCCUGCCAGCUCUAGUUAGACAAGAGUUUCCCAGACAGAGUGUGUCAGUGCCCUUCGGGAACUAUAGGGAAAAUGGAUUCUGUACCAGGGCUAUAGCACUGACAUAUCAAGAGCACUUUGGAGUGACUUAUUUAACCCUCUCAGAAGACCCUAGUCCUCGAAUAAUUUUCCACAACAGAUGUCCAGUAACAGUACUUAUAAAGGAAAAUACUAAAGAUAUUCCAAAGUGUGAGGUUUAUUGCAGAAGAAUUCCUCCUGAGUGCUCAAUUCAUCAUGAGCUGUAUCAUCAGCUUUCCAGUUAUCCAGACUGCAGGACCAGAGACUUACUCCCCAGCCUCCUUUUGAGAGUAGAAUUGCUGGAGGAAACGACGAGUGAGUGGAGCGACGCCAUCGACAUCAACAGUCAGGGAACACAGGUUGUGUUCCUGACUGGCUUUGGCUGUGUGUAUGUGGACACUGUCCAUCAGUGUGGCACAGUCUUCAUCACUGUGGCCCCAGAAGGAAAAGCUGGACCUAUUUUAACUAAUACCAACAGAACUCUGGAGAAGAUUGUGACAUUUAAAAUGUCCAUCACUCAGUUGAGCCUGGCGGUGCUUGAUGACCUCACCCGCCACAGAGUAUCAUCUGAGCUCCUGAGACUCACACUGGACAACGUUUUUCUCCAAAUAGCCCCGGUGGCUGGUCACGUCCCUGGGGAAGAGACGGCCACCGCCCUCUUUCACCUUUACUGUGUGGAGGUCUGCUGUAGGGACCUGCAGUUGGACAACCAGCUAUAUAACAAGUCCAAUUUCCACUUCGCUGUCUUGGUCUGCCAGGGGGAGAAAACAGAAUCUAUUCAGUGUUCCAAGAUGCAGAGUCUCGUUACGUCCAGCAAAGAUUUGGAAGAAUACAAGAAAAACUGUUUUAUCAAACUUUGCCUCACCUUCACUGAGGGCAAGAGCUUCUUAUCUGAUAUUAACGAGUUCAGUUUUGAAUUGAAACCUGCCCGCUUAUAUGUGGAAGAUACAUUUGUGUACUACAUCAAAACUUUGUUUGAGACCUACCUUCCUAGCAGCAGCCCAGCCGGUCACCCCACGGUCUUUGCAGAUGGGAAACAGGUGUUGCCCGUGCAGGUCAGGCAGCACGCCAGGGCCCUGGUGCAUCCUGUGAAGUUACGGAAGCUGGUGAUACAGCCGGUGAAUCUCCUCGUCAGCAUCCACGCUUCCCUCAAGCUGUACAUAGCCUCCGACCACACCCCGCUCUCCUUCUCAGUGUUUGAAAGAGGCCCCAUCUUCACCACGGCCAGGCAGCUCGUCCACGCCCUGGCCAUGCACUACGCCGCGGGGGCUCUCUUCAGAGCAGGCUGGGUGGUUGGAUCCCUGGAAAUCCUUGGCAGCCCAGCAAGUUUGGUGCGAAGCAUCGGGAAUGGCAUUGCCGACUUCUUCAGGCUUCCGUACGAGGGGCUGACCCGAGGCCCGGGAGCCUUUGUGAGCGGAGUUUCCAGAGGGACGACAUCAUUUGUGAAGCACAUUUCCAAAGGUACCCUCACCUCCAUCACCAACCUGGCCACGAGCCUGGCCCGGAACAUGGACCGGCUCUCACUGGAUGAGGAGCACUACAACCGGCAGGAGGAGUGGCGGCGGCAGCUCCCGGAGAGCCUCGGCGAGGGGCUCCGGCAGGGCCUGUCCCGGCUGGGCAUCAGCCUGCUCGGUGCAAUUGCUGGUAUAGUUGAUCAGCCAAUGCAGAACUUCCAGAAAACAUCGGAGGCUCAUGGUUCAGCAGGACACAAGGCCAAGGGCGUUAUCUCCGGCGUGGGGAAAGGAAUCAUGGGGGUGUUCACGAAGCCUAUUGGAGGGGCUGCUGAGCUCGUGUCACAGACUGGCUAUGGUAUUUUACACGGAGCUGGACUUUCUCAGCUUCCCAAACAGCGCUAUCAGCCAAGUGAUCUGCAUGCUGACCAAGCUCCAAACAGCCACGUCAAAUACGUCUGGAAAAUGCUUCAGUCUCUGGGCAGACCAGAAGUCCACAUGGCCCUGGAUGUGGUUCUGGUGAGGGGCUCGGGCCAGGAGCACGAAGGGUGCUUGCUGCUGACGUCAGAAGUGCUCUUCGUGGUGAGCGUCAGCGAGGACACCCAGCAGCAGGCCUUCCCUGUCACGGAGAUCGACUGUGCGCAGGACAGCAAGCAAAGCAACCUGCUCAUCGUGCAGCUUAAGCAGCCAAGAGUGGCCUGUGACGUAGAGGUGGAUGGAGUUCGAGAGAGACUAUCAGAGCAACAGUAUAACAGACUUGUGGACUAUAUCACAAAGACAUCUUGUCACCUGGCCCCCAGCUGCUCUUCCAUGCAGACACUAUGCCCUGUGGUGACUGUGGAACCUCUCCCUUCCACUGUGAAAACAUACCAUUAUAUGGUUGAGCCACACUUUGGCCAAGUCUUCAUCAGUAAAUUUACCAUGGUGAAAAAUAAAGCCCUGAGGAAAGGGUUCCCUUGAGUCCCCUCUGAGGUGUUGAUUCCUGCUUGUGCAAUUUAUUGCUGAAAAAGAAACCUAAUGAGCGCUAACAACAUCUAAUGUGGACAAAACCCACUGUUCUAUAUAGUUGUUAUAGUAAUUUCCUAGCCUCUUCCAAAACUAAUUCAGGUUCUUCCUUUUUCCCAAAACUAAGAUACUUCAAAAUUGAGUCACUGAUUGAUUAAAAAACCUAUUCUUUUCCCAUUUGGGGACAAUGAACAGAAUCCUAUUAUUAAUCUUAUCACGUGCAGAAAAUCCUUUUUGCUGUUUGCUAACAUUUCAACUAUAAUUAGGCUCUGUUAACUCUAACACAAAACAUGGUCAGGCCUCGGAAACAACAGAUUAAAACUUCAUCCCCAGUUGCAUCUGUUUUUAGGCUGAGACAACUGCCUAAUACCCUCAUCUGCAGAGGUUCAGAUUCUUUGUAUGAAAUUAAAUGCUUAGGAGCUUACUGUUUAACUUGUUAAUAAAUUUGUUACUUAAAUGUGAUGCUGUUUCUUUAAGUGAAUACAUUCCUAAACCUUUAUGGAAAUUUACAAAACAUUCUGAUGACUGUCCAGGUACAUUUUUGGAAAAAACGUUUUUCUAGUUUGUUUUACUAGGCAAGCUUAGAGAAUCUUUUGUCUACUGAUAAAAACAGACCCCAGGUGCUCAGGUGAGUUU
Molecule: messenger RNA, 12710 nt
Organism: Aethalodelphis obliquidens (Pacific white-sided dolphin)
Lineage: Eukaryota; Metazoa; Chordata; Mammalia; Artiodactyla; Delphinidae
Gene: VPS13B
Product: vacuolar protein sorting 13 homolog B
Exons: 61
Coding region: 165-12029 (3954 amino acids)
Source: RefSeq, a predicted model, not a curated record